AUGGAGAAGAGUAGCAACUCUAAGUAUGUAUACUUACUAAACAAGUCUGUGUUCUCAGAGAAGGAUAGUUAUUAUACAAAGGAAGCAGAUAACACUAAAGUCCAGGAGAAGUCAGUCUAUGAUGACUCACAGUUCCCUACUGAGAAGAAAGACUUUAAAUCAGAUAUGAAUCCACAUAAGUUAAAGAGGGAUUACCAAAAAGAAACUUACGUAUGGUUUGGCACCUAUAACAAGUGGAUGUCCAGUGAGGAUAUCAUUAGGGAUAUUAGAACAUGACAAGAAGAUUCUGCCCUCCCAACAGAAUCUGCAGCUAUCCAUCUUAAAGACUAUGAUUUAGUGUUUCAGAAAAAUGGAGACUCUUCUGAGGCUGUUCUUGUCAAGAACCCUGAAAGCGGAGUAUGCCUAGUCAAAAUUUAUUUAAUAAAGAAAGUACAGAUAGAGCAUUUCAUUAAUCUCGAAACAAAGUCUAAGUUUCAAGAAGAAGUAAAAGAGGGAGAUAUCUCAAUUCUUGAUGAUAGCAAAUCCAUCCAUGAUGGGGUCAUUAAUGUAGGAGAGUUAGACCAACUUCCUAUUUACAUCAUGACUAAUAAGAAAGCAUUUGAGUCAGUUAAGAAUGUAGAGGUUGCUCCUCCGAGUGUUGAAUAUCUGAGAGAUAUGUAUAAAGGUUUGCAAGAAACAUUCACAAAUUAUUCAGAGCAGAUGCUGCUGUAUUAUUUAUACAAGAUAGACCCUGUCAGUAAAAAAUUUUCAACAGAGGAUCUUAUGAGAGUAGUUCAAGGAGAAGAAGCAGUUAAUGCUCAAAAAGUUUCUGAAGAAUCUUUCAAUGAUACUGUAAAGUGAAGCACAUGUGUUGCUGGAGAUGAAGAACUUGAUGAUACAGUUCGGGAUGAGUCAAAGAUAACAGACUCAGAUCCAGUUAUUAUCACUGAACAGAUAAAGAAGCUUAAAGAAAAUUUAGGCAUUAAAGAUCCAGAAGACAUAUCAUAUUCUGCUAUUCUAGGCAAAGCCGAUAUGAAUGACUGGGAUUUAUUUGAUCUUCCUCAGUUCAAUGAAGAGAACGCUGAUUGACAAUUUGACGAAUCUUGCCUUAAAAAGCACGAAGAAAUGAAACUCCAUCUCUCAAGAUUAGAAUCAAAUGAACCUUAAUCUCUCAAUUUAAUCCUUAAAA
Molecule: messenger RNA, 1168 nt
Organism: Moneuplotes crassus
Lineage: Eukaryota; Ciliophora; Spirotrichea; Euplotida; Euplotidae
Source: the annotation of a GenBank genome assembly